Molecule: messenger RNA, 984 nt
Organism: Pelobates cultripes (western spadefoot toad)
Lineage: Eukaryota; Metazoa; Chordata; Amphibia; Anura; Pelobatidae
Source: the annotation of a GenBank genome assembly
AUGUCUGUGGCCAUUCGGAAACAUAGAUGGGAAGGUCCUGAAACUCAAUGGAUGGGAUUGUCUCCAAGCUUUGCUGUUUAUGAUGCCUUCUGUUGCCAUAGAUUUACAGCAGAUAAUGUAAGACCAGCUAUGGAAGAACAUGAGGCUUUGUCAGAAGAACCGAAAGAGACCAAUUCUUCAUCUUUCAAACUCUUUUCUGUUGCUGAGGUUAAUGAUAUCAUUGAAAAACAAGAGCCAAUUCCAAAAGAAGUUAAUGAAAAUGAUAACUUAGAUGCGGAAGGUGUUUACCUGUCACCUGACACAAGUGUGGAAACUGUAGUAAAUGUUUCUAUAAUAAGUGAAGAACAUAAUUUCAUGGAAACGGGUGUAGUGCUGUGUCAAGAGGAAACCCCCUCUGAAAAUGUUAUUUUACAAGAGGGAAAAAUGGGCAUGGGAUAUGAGAAAUCUGAAAAAUGUGAAAUCAGUGAUAUCUCCGUAGGAAAAAAGGACACUUUUGAAGGUGAGGAUGAUUUGGAUACAAAUGAUGAGAACAACAAAGACAGUUUGAAUGUAUUAAACUUUAUGUCUGUAAUAGAUUCAGCUACAGAAAUACUAAGCAGUGGUACAGAUGUUGGGGAAAUUGUUACUCCUGGGGUGCAGCUAAUAUAUUCUGCUGUAAUUGCACAACAAAGAAGAAAAUCUGAUGCCUUCAAAGAUGGACAUGGAAAAAAGACUUGUGAUGUGGUGCUUGGUAAUUGCUCCAACCAAGGCUUUUCUCUCUGUAGUCAAGCUUUGUGUGAAACUGGUCCCUCAAGCUGCUUUCCACUCAGCUCUAGCACAAUGCUAAAAGAAAAUGGUGUUCAUAAAAGUGAGGUUACAAUUGAAGAUGUAAAUGAAAAUCAAAAAAUGUUGAACCCAACAGACCAGUGUUUACAAUUAAAGGAUAAUGGAGCUACAUGUGUCUCUGGAUAUGAACAUGUUCGACUUCGACGAAAAAAGGUAUGA